Molecule: messenger RNA, 1921 nt
Organism: Notechis scutatus (mainland tiger snake)
Lineage: Eukaryota; Metazoa; Chordata; Lepidosauria; Squamata; Elapidae
Source: RefSeq, a predicted model, not a curated record
CACCCUUUGCAGAGGUUCCAGGACGUGCACACAACUCACUUGUGAUUCUUGUUUCCUCCCACAGCAACCCUCCACUGAGCGAGGAGAUGCUGCCUCCCGGGGAAUGGAUGUGCCACCGCUGCACCGUGCGCCGGAAGAAGAGGGAACAGAAGAAGGAACUCGGCCACAUGAACGGCUUGGUCGACAAAUCCGGCAAGAGGACUUCGUCUCCCACCAGCGACGCCGACUACUUGGACCGGGCGGGCGGCGGGAGCCUCCGGACCCUUCCCCACGCCCGGCUCCUGGAGCGCAGGGCGAGCCGGCCCGGCACCCCGACCUCCAACACCAGCACCGACACCCCCAACUCCUCGGAGCAGAACGACGUGGACGAGGACAUCAUCGACGUGGACGAGGACUCGGGCACCGGGGCGGAAGCCGAGGGUGGGCAACCUCACCUCAAGCGGCCCUUCGAGCUGCUCAUCGCGGCCGCCAUGGAGAGGAACCCCACCCAGUUCCAGCUGCCCAAUGAGCUCACCUGCACUACAGCCCUGCCAGGUACUAGUAAGCGGAGAAGAAAGGAAGAGACCUCCGGGAAGAAUGUCAAGAAAGCACAGCAUGAGCUGGACCACAAUGGCUUGGUCCCCCUGCCGGUGAAAGUCUGCUUCACCUGCAGCAGGAGUUGCCGCGUGGCCCCUCUGAUCCAGUGCGACUACUGCCCGCUCCUCUUUCACAUGGACUGCCUGGAGCCCCCCCUCACGGCCAUGCCGCUGGGCCGGUGGAUGUGCCCCAAUCACAUCGAGCACGUGGUGCUGAACCAGAAGAACAUGACGCUGAGCAACCGGUGCCAGGUGUUCGACCGCUUCCAGGACACCAUCUCGCAGCACGCGGUGAAGGUGGAUUUCUUGAACCGGAUCCACAAGAAGCACCCGCCCAACCGCCGAGUGGUCCAGUCGGGGAAGAGGAAGGGCCUGAAGGUCCCGGAGGCCAUCAAGUCCCAGUAUCGGAUCCCACCAGCAUUAAUGGCGCCCGCGGCCAUCCGGGACGGGGAGCUGAUUUGCAACGGCUUCUCCGAGGAGUCUCUGCAGAAGACCGCCAGCAGCCCUUCCCAGCACUUAGCCGCCCAGUCGGAACAGCAAGAGUGGCUGUGCAGCAUCGUGGCCCUGCAGUGCAGCAUCCUCAAACACUUAUCGGCCAAGCAGGCCCCUUUUUCCUGGGACUCGGAGCAGGUGGAGAAAGGAGACGUCAAGCCGGUGUUGGCAGCCGAUGGCUCCCUCGCCAGUCCGUACCAAGCGACGGACAAGCCCAGCGCCCCCCUUCCCAGUUGCACCGGGGGGCUCGCCCCUCAGAACUCCUUGCAGGACGAGAGCCCGUACCCCUCCUCCGCGGACCGGCCCAAGAAACCCUCCCCCUGCGGGACGUCGAACGGCCUCGGCGCCACCGCCGAGGUGAAGAUCAACGGCCCCAGCUUCUACGGCGAAGCCUCCGCGCCCGCCUCGCCCAGGCUGAGUGGGCAGGGCGGGUCCUUGUCGCACCGGCAGCAGCCCUGGCCGAGACCCACCACUCCUCCGGCAGCUUGCGGGCUCCUCAACCACGUGGCUGGCGCCGUCGUGAAAACGGAGAACGCUGCGGGACCCGUCUCGUGCCCCCACAAGGUCGCCGUGCCCGUCGCCACCCUGCUGGCCUCCCUCCCCAGUUCUUGCUUCAGCCUGGAAGCUGCCACAGCGUGGCCACAGAAGAACACUCAGGCGCCGAUCGGGCCUCUGCUAGCUACAGAUCUGGGCGCAGCGGACUCUCCCGUCUCGGCCACAUGGGCACUCACUCCUCACCCAGCGGCUGUCGGGGAGGGGGGCUCUGCCGUGGCCCCUGCCCAUGGUUUUUGUUCGUCAGCCCCACCUCCAGGUGAGCACAGAGGGAGGGGGGAACUCUGGGCUUUUGCCCAAAG